Molecule: messenger RNA, 5706 nt
Organism: Clupea harengus (Atlantic herring)
Lineage: Eukaryota; Metazoa; Chordata; Actinopteri; Clupeiformes; Clupeidae
Gene: trpc4apa
Product: transient receptor potential cation channel, subfamily C, member 4 associated protein a
Biological process (GO): ubiquitin-dependent protein catabolic process
Cellular component (GO): Cul4A-RING E3 ubiquitin ligase complex
Molecular function (GO): phosphatase binding
Source: RefSeq, a predicted model, not a curated record
GUUUGGUACAGUACAGGAAGAAAAGGUAAUGGCGACGCCAUUGGGGUCUGAGUCCCCUUGUAAGGGGGUAAGACGAAAGAGUCGUAACGGGAAUAUAAUCUCAAACAUCAGACAGAGCCAGUUCACUGGACAAGGAUUUAAUCGGGGGACUCAGCUCCCGGAGGCUCUGCUGCAGGAGAGAGACAAGCAGGCCAAAUGGCACGGCAUCCCAGUGCUCCUGCAGCGCCUGUACGAGAGCAGCCACCUCAGCAGCGACUUCACACACACACGCAGCGUGCUGAAGGAGCUGUCUUCCCUGCUGUCCAUGGAGGCCAUGUCCUUUGUGACGGAAGACAGGAAGACGGUUCAGGAGUCCUCCUUCCCCAACACGUACACCUUCGACCUUUUCGGUGGAGUAGAUCUGCUGGUGGAAAUUCUGAUGCGACCCACCCUCACGACACUGAAGAAGAAACCCAAGAUGAACGAUGACCUGGUGAAAGACUGCCUAAGUGUUCUUUACAACUGCUGCAUCUGUACGGAGGGGGUGACCAAAAGCCUGGCGGGGCGGGAUGACUUUGUGCUGUUUCUCUUCACACUGAUGACCAAUAGGAAGACGUUUCUACAGACUGCCACCCUCAUUGAGGACAUACUCGGUGUCAAAAAGGAGAUGAUCCAGUUGGAGAACAUCCCCAACCUGUGCGGCCUGGUCCAGAGCUUCGACCAGCAGCAGCUGGCCAACUUCUGCCGCAUCCUCUCCGUCACCAUCUCCGAGCCGGACCUGGGCACCGACGACAAGCACACGCUCCUGGCCAAGAACGCCCUGCAGAAACGCAAUGCCAACCCCUCUCGAGCUGAGCUCAACCAGGUGACAUUGCUGAACAUCCCCGGCUUCAUCGAGCGGCUGUGUAAGCUGGCCACACGGAAGGUGUCUGAGGCUCCGGGGGCGUCCAGCUUCCUGCAGGAGCUGGAGGACUGGUACAGCUGGCUGGACAACGUGGUGGUGCUGGACGCCUUCAUGCUCAUGGCCACGGAUGAGGCCGAGCUCUCCAGCACAGAGUCUUCAGAUGAGGGCAGUUUAGCCACCAGCCCCCUGCGCCACCGCCUGCCCCAGUCCAUGAAGACGGUGCAUGAGAUCAUGUACAAGGUGGAGGUGCUGUACGUCCUGUGCGUACUAUUAAUGGGACGACAGAGGAACAUGGUGCACAAAAUGCUGGCAGAGUUCCGUCUAAUUCCGGGGCUCAACAACCUGUUUGACAAACUCAUCUGGAAGUACACGCCCACCAAUCACGUGGUGCACGGCCAGAAUGAAAACUGUGACUGCAGCCCGGAAAUCUCCUUCAAGAUUCAGUUCCUCAGGCUCCUGCAGAGCUUCAGUGACCACCACGAAAACAAAUAUCUGCUGCUGAACAGCCAGGAGCUGAAUGAACUGAGUGCCAUCUCUCUGAAGGCAAACAUUCCUGAGGUGGAAGCCCUGGUCAAUACAGACAGGAGUCUGGUGUGUGAUGGGAAGAAAGGCCUCCUCACCCGUCUGCUCACAGUCAUGAAGAGAGAGCCGCCUGACUCCUCCUUCAGGUUUUGGCAGGCGCGAGCUGUGGAGAGCUUCCUGAGGGGAGCCACUUCCUACGCUGAUCAGAUGUUCCUGCUGAAGAGAGGCCUGCUGGAGCACAUCCUGUUCUGCAUCAUUGACAGUGGCUGUAAGUCCAGGGACGUGUUGCAGAGCUACUUCGACCUGCUGGGGGAGCUCAUGAAGUUCAACAUCGACGCCUUCAAGCGCUUCAACAACUACGUCAACACAGAGGAGAAGUUCCAGAUGUUUCUGACGCAGAUCAACAGCUCUCUGGUGGACUCGAACAUGCUGGUGCGCUGCAUCGUCCUCUCCUUGGACCGCUUCGAGAGCCAGACGGGGGAUGUGAAAGUGAUGGAGGUGCUCUCAGAGUGUUCCCUCCUGUCCUACAUGGCCAGGGUGGAGAACCGGCUGUCUUUCCUCUUCCGACUCGUCAACAUCAUCAACGUGCAGACGCUCACACAGGAGAACGUGAGCUGCCUGAACACCAGCCUUGUGGUCCUGAUGCUGGCGCGGCGGCGGGCCAAGCUGCCCUUCUACCUGAACGCGCUGCGGGAGAAGGAGUACGCAGAGAAGUACCCCGGCUGCCUGCUCAACAACUUCCACAACCUGCUGCGCUUCUGGCAGCACCACUACCUCAACAAGGACAAGGACAGCACCUGCCUGGAGAAUAGCUCCUGCAUUCCCUUCAGCUUCUGGAAGGAGACGGUGUCUGUGCUCUUAGAGCAGGAUAGGACUUCUCCCUGUGCCAUAGCCAGCUACAUCGACGAGCCUUACAUGGACUUAGACCAAGACCUGCUGGAAGAUUAACACACCAUCACAGAAAAAACAGGUGGGGGGGGGUUUGGGUGUGUUUGUGAUCGGGCACUGGGGGAUGGAGAGAGAUGGGGUGAAGUAUUGACUGUCCGAGCAUCCUCUGCCCCUUUCUCUCUCUCGACUUCGCUCUCUGGACCGCCUGGACUGAAAGAGGUCCCUCUGAGCCCAGGAAGGGCAGCACCCGGCCCCAUCCUCCUCCACUACAGAGCCCCCUCCACUGAGCAUGCUGAUGCACGGGUGGGGGUUGGAGGCCACCAGCACCACACCUUUCCACAGGAAAAUGGGGGGAGAAGGGGGGGGGGGCGGCGGCAUUGUUCCUCUGCGCAGGUCCCAACCCCUUUGUUUCAUCACCCCCUCGAGCACCCCUCCCACCCCAAAAAAAACACAAAAAAAACUCCAAACCAAUGGCUACUCAUCCGUCACACCAGUUCCUCUAAUGGCAUGUGGGGUUUUGGGGGGGUCUGUGGCCUGGCCUCUUGUACUAUAAGUGGGUUGCUGUUCGUAAAAAUCAUAAGAAGCCUUUUUAUAAUACCAUAAAUUAUCUAUACAAAUAAAAUAUACAGAUAGAAUAUUGAGCAUAAGGUCUGAUGCAGUAAAUGGGUUAGUUUAAAUAGGACAAAUGGGGUUGGGGUGGGUGGGUUGUUUUUCAAUGUUCUCCUCAUAUUUAAAGUCACAGAUGCAUCGUGUGUGUGUGUGUGUGUGUGUGUGUGUGUGUGUGUGUUAUCUGUCCAUUGCAAUCAAUGAUAAAGGGCGGAACAUCUACAGGAGCUGUCAAGCUGGGGGGGGGGGGGGGGGUCAUGUUCUCUCCAGCCAAGUGUGUGUGAUGCGUGACUUUGAUGAGGCGUGGAGCACAAACAGCUGGUGCUUGUUCCUAUUGCCAUAGCCAUUGUAAUGUCUGGGUGGUUCUGCAGUAACAGACAGCAAUGGUUUCUCAGAGAACUGUCACUCUCCCCUACCCCUGUGUCCUUUACCUUAUCUUAACAGUCACCCAGGUCCUUUGUUUGAUCAUACACAUGUCAGAAUUGAGUUCUUAAACCAAUUAGUCCUUAGCUUUGCUAUUUUAGUAUAUUUUGAUACGUUUAUUUAGAUGUUUUGAUGUCCUGAGAGAUUCCUCUUGUCUUAUUGUUUCCCAAAUUAAUCCUUCAUGGCUCAUAUUGAGGUAACUAUGCAGGUCCCCAGUUUUAAGGGCACACACGCACACAUACGCACACGCACCCGUAUGCACACACAAACACAUACGCACAUGCAAGCCCACACACGCGCACAUACGUGCACACGCACACACACACACACACACACACACACACACACACACACACACACACACAUAUCCUUGUUGUCUGAGUUCACAGAUUCAUCCUACGACUCUGCAGUUGACAAUCCCUGUUUCUGUCAGCGCCACCCCUCAUGUGUGUCCUCCAAGCUGAUUGGCUGAAGAAUCUGUGACCCCUUUGCCCCAGACACGGUUCCCUUACCUUACCGAACCUCCCUUUUUUUUAUGUUGAAAACUUAGGGCUGAAAAGGAUGAUGUGUAAACUACCUCGUUUUUUUUCCCCCUCUUUUUCUUGGCUCACUUCAACUGUGUUCGUACACAUAGGGCUUGUUAUUUAGUGCACCUGUAUCUGUGUGUGCUUGCUUUAUGUCACCUUGGUGCUUUACUGACGCUAUGUUACAGUAGUUUCAGGUCAUCCCUCAGUUCAUUCACGCGUUUCCUUGCACCCAUCCCUGAGGUGUGUGUGUGUGUGUGUGUGUGUGUGUGUGUGUGUGUGUGUGGUUCGUGUUCGUCACAGUGUUUGUUCACUCUGCGAAUGUUCUCACUUUGCUAUGGGUGUCUCUUCAAGCUGGCAGCACUUUUCACAUCUGUAGUUUGGAAAAGCUUGAUGUUGUUAUGCGUAUUUUCAGUUGGUCACUUCACACCCCUGUUUGCUUCGUCCCUGUGGCUGUUGGAAUUGUAAUGAAGUUGAAGGAAAUCAAGGAGCCAGGAGUGUCUACUGGAGCCAGUUGCUUUGUCUGGAGGGUUAUGGGGAUGUUUCAUCAACUGCCACUCUGAGCUCAUCUCCAUAAGACGCUUUUUUGUGUUUUUGCCAAGCACUCAAAGUACUAUUAAUCUUUGGAUUUGUGUGUAAAGUUUCAUCAUUUUAGUGAACAUUUUAGAACACACAUACAGCUCUAGUGUAGCUUAUAUUAGCUGAAAUACUUUCUGUAUCAUCUGUACAUUUUAAAUUUUCUUUUUAGUUAAUAAUUUGGGGUGGAUAUCAGUGUCGCCCCUUAGCUGCUAAUCAUUGUCUGAUGAAAUGGAAUGUCAAUCCCCAUUCUGUGUCACAUCAGACUCCUUCAGUGGUUUAAAAGUUUAAAGGUAUGUGAAUUUUUGGGGUUUUGUCAGAAAUGAAAAUACUUUCAGACCUACCGUAAUGUUGAACUUUGAAGGAACGGUGUCAAGCUAAUGGUUCCCAACAUUCCCAUGCUUUCUAUGCAUCUUGAUUCUGUGUUUUCAGGUGUUUUUUUUUUUUGUUCUUUUUUUUUUUUUUCUAUAUCUUGCCCUGAAAAAAGUAAACAAAUGGAAUGAAAGAUUUCUAGAAUGCUCUGGAAUAUUGGGAAACACCAUUAUGCCCUCAGCAUAAUGACAGCAUCGUAAAUCUAAAACCUACAUACUGCACCUUUUUAAAUGAGCAUCACAAACCAUAGUCUUUGGCCAGCUGGUGAUUCAUGACCACAAGUAUGUGAACCAGAUAAUGUCACAGCAGUCUGCAGGCCUAGUGUUACUCAUCGACUGUGCUUGUCAGUCCAGUUGCAGUUGUACUCAUCAGACCACGAGACGUUUGUGUCUGUGGAUGACAACAGCAGGUACUUGUGUCUGUUUUGAUGUGAUUGAUGCUGGGGUGUGGCCCUUCUCUGACCUGUUUGCAUGUGCACAGAACGAAGUAUAUAUCAGAGACACCCGCAUCAGAAAAUGCUGGUACGGCUGUGUGUGUGUGUGUGUGUGUGUGUGUGUGUGUUUUUCUUUUCCCAACAACUGAAGUAGUGAUUUUUAAGACGGUGGCUAUUUUAGACUUUUUCCUCCUUUUGCUGCUACAUAUGGUUGGGAAUCCCUACUGUUUUUUUUUGUUUUUGUUUUUUUUGGGUUGAGCCCAUGGAACUGUAAGGAUUUAAGAUUGCCUGCACUCCUACAUGAGAGAGCAGUGUGUUUCCCCAUCAAGAGCCCGGCUCCAUACUGCAUCAGAUGACCCCCACCCCUUUCCCCCAGUCUUCAUUUCUCAUCCUGGUUUUGAUCUUUGGUUAACCCUAUGUAUAAUAUUGUAAAUGUAAUGUAAGAAUGGAAAUCACAAUAAAUUUUCACAAACAUAAAA